CCACGCCCCGGCCUCACCGUUGCCUCUCCACCACCACCACGCACCGCACGCCACACAAGCACGCGCACCCAUGUCGUUCAGCGACUUGGCGUCCGGCGCCGCCUGCGGGCCCGUCAACGGCCUGCAGGCGCUCGGCAAGCGCUUCGGCGCCGACCGCAGCACGCAGCAGGACCGCAUGGGUGUCGCGGGGCCCUCGGAUGCUCGCAGCGCCUUCCGCUCGGCACCGCACAGCGCCCAGGCAGACGACUUCUUUGCUCAGCAACAGCAGCAGCAGCAACAGCACUCGCAGCAGUCGCAGCAGCAGCAGCACUCGUUCGACUUGGCUCCUCUGGGCCACACACUGCCGUUCGCCGCGCCCAUCGGUCCUUCCGGCGCACAUCUGACGCGUGCAGUGCCCGACUUCAAUGCUGCCUUCCGUGCGCCUGCGGCCGUACAGAGCCGCACGACGCACUCGGCAGGCGGCAGUCGUUGGGCACAUGAGUUCCAACCACAGGCGCAGGCGCCGACGCAGCGGCCACAGCAGCAGCAGCAGCAGCAGCCCAAGUACGCGCAUCCUUCAGCCACGCAUGCCUAUCAGCCACGCUAUGCAGGCAUGGCGGCAGGUGCAUCACACAUGCAGCAUCGAGCCCAGCCGCUGCAGACGCCGCUUCAGAGCAGUGGCGCACAGGACUCAGCGGCGCAGUUCGAUCAGUCGACGUGGGACAACGCAUUCACUUCGUUCGACGUGCCUGCCGCUGUGCCCUCCGCAUCAAGCAGCACGAUGCAGGCGCCCGAAGCACUACUUGGACCUCGCCUAGGUCCCGACACUCGACCUCGUUCGCCCACGCGCACGGAGAUGGACGAGCUGGCGCGCACAGCCGGCCGUCUGGUCGAGACGGUGGAUCACGAGACAUCGGCCAAGUUCAAGUCGAGCCAGUUCCUCAACCUCAUGUCGCGCAUCCGCGACAAGCAGGCGGGCAUUCAAGGACGCGACAUUGUCGACACUCCACCGGGCGCCGCCACAUCGAGCAGCGUCGGCGCGCAGACGCACACGCAUCCGCUGCAGCCGCAGGCGCUCGACAAGGGCAAAGCACGCGCGAUGGAUGCCACGCCCGCCACGGCACAGCAAGAGUACGCACUCAGCCAAUCGCAGCUGCCCUCGCGGCUGCAUGCCAACGCCCAUCGCUUCGGCCAAGCCCUGCGCGGCGGCAACGCGCUGGGUGCGAGCGCGGCACUGCGCAGCGAGAUUGAGGGGCGCCAGGAGCUGGCGGAGAUGUGGGCCGAGGAAGACGCGCGCAGCGAGGCCAUCGAAGCCGAGGCGCGCAGAAAGGCGGAGAUGGCAUUCAGUGGAGAUGGAGGAGACUUGCGCGCCAGGAUGGCAGAGGACGAUGCCGAGGCACGCGAGUAUGCCAAGUUCGCAGGCAUGCGCAGCGCCACUGGCAUUGCGGGUGCCUCGGAGCACGCUCGCGAGUGGGAGGAACGCAUGAACGAGGAGGCGGGCGACUUUGUGGGCAGAGCAUGGGAGGGCAGGAAAGGCAAAGGCGUGCGAGGAGCGCAGCAGGCAGAGUGGGCGCAGCUGCAGGACGACUGGGAAGAUUGGCAAGCCGGCCCCACGGGCCUGCAGCAUGCCGCACGCACGGCUGCUUCCAAGCUGCGCCCCGCCAGUGCCGCUCGAGCGCCGGCGUACAAGUUCCAGCGCGACAAUCCGUACGUCGGCGCCGCGACUCGGACGCACGCUCUGCAUUCCGCCUCCAACCUCUCUGCCGAUCUUCGCACGGUGCUGGAGCGCGAGGCGGCGGUGCAAGCUGAUCCGCGCAACGCUGCGGCAUGGCUCGAGCUCGGCGUCAAGCAGCAGGAGAAUGAACGCGAAGGGCUCGCCAUUGCGGCGCUGCACAAGGCCCUCGAGAUUGACCCGACGAUGCGCGAUGCGUGGCUUGCUCUUGCGGUGAGCUACACGAAUGAGAACGACCGGCCUGCCGCUUUGGAAGCGACGGAGCGCUGGAUCGACUCGCUGGAGCAAUACGCGACCGUCGUGGCUGCGCAUCGAGCCUCUGCCGGCGGCAGCGCGGCGGCGCCGAGUGCCGCGUCGUCUACGUCGCCUCUGGAGCGCCACAUUCGCCUCAUCGACACGCUCAUCGCCAUUGCGCGCCACGGCUCCGAGGCCGAGCACGUCGAUGCCGACAUCCAAGUCGCGCUCGGCGUGCUCUUCAACGCCAGCGAAGACUACGACAAGGCCGUCGACUGCUUCUCGGCCGCGCUCAGCGUGCGCCCCGACGACUGGCUGCUGUACAACCGCCUCGGCGCCACGCUCUCCAACUCGGGCAGGAGCAACGAGGCCAUUGCGUACUAUCAUCACGCCCUCGAGCUGCAGCCGGGCUUUGCGAGAUGUCACUUCAACAUGAGCAUUUCAUGCCUCAACCUCAAGAUGUACAGAGAGGCAGCGUCGCACAUCUACACGGCCCUCACCCUGCAGGCGACGGACGACGCUGCCGCGCAUGCGCCCUCGCCCGACGCCGUCGCAGGCGUGACGUCUGCGGCGCUGUGGGAGACGCUGCGCGUGGCGCUCGAGUUGCUGGAUCGCAGUGACUUGGCCAAUCUGACCAGUCGACGCGACAUCUCCCUCUUCGACCCGGCCGACUUCUUCGCUGAUGAUGCGGAGAUGCACGUCGAGGCGUGAGGUGGCAGCGAGCGGCAGCCCGAGUGGCGAUGCUUGUCCUUAGGGGCGCAAGAAGAGGAGGGGGGGGCUCGGCACAAUGCGAUCGCAUCAGCAAGCC
Molecule: messenger RNA, 2753 nt
Organism: Tilletiopsis washingtonensis
Lineage: Eukaryota; Fungi; Basidiomycota; Exobasidiomycetes; Entylomatales
Product: TPR-like protein
Exons: 5
Coding region: 71-2656 (861 amino acids)
Biological process (GO): protein import into peroxisome matrix, docking
Cellular component (GO): cytosol; peroxisomal membrane
Molecular function (GO): protein binding
Source: RefSeq, a predicted model, not a curated record